This is a messenger RNA of Fulmarus glacialis (Northern fulmar), 1012 nucleotides long. Its product is annotated as AF4/FMR2 family member 2-like. Gene Ontology annotation, cellular component: nuclear speck. Gene Ontology annotation, biological process: regulation of RNA splicing. The annotation marks the transcript as partial. NCBI's taxonomy places the organism in Eukaryota, Metazoa, Chordata, Aves, Procellariiformes, Procellariidae. The record is from RefSeq and is a predicted model, not a curated record. Gene Ontology annotation, molecular function: G-quadruplex RNA binding. The transcript is spliced from 2 exons.
UCACUAUGAGCAAGACCGGAGUGCGCUUAAGCGGAAAGAAUGGGAGAGAAGAAACCAAGAAGUCCAGCAAGAUGAAGAUCUCUUUGCUUCAGGUUUUAACCUCUUUGGGGAACCCUACAAGACAAAUAAAGGUGAUGCCCUUGCAAACCGUGUCCAGAACACACUGGGAAAUUAUGAUGAGAUGAAGGACCUGUUAACCAACCAUUCCAACCAGAGCCACCUUGUAGGAAUCCCAAAGAAUUCUGUCCCACAGACACCCAUUGACAAAAAUGAACAGAACUUUUUCCCAGAACCAAGAAACAGGAUGAUCCCAUCUCAUCAGAUCAGUGGCCACUCAUCGACAUCAAUGCCUCCGCCUUCUUCAUUGUCAUCUAAUUCUACUUUGCUACACAGUCACCAGAGCAGCAGGAAGUCGAGGACAGACUGGUCACGUGGUGGUCACAACUCUAGUGGGGCCCAGCCAAGCCAAUCCAGUAGUCAGCAGAGUCGGACAAAGCAUAGCUCUUCUCAUGACCAGCCACAGGGCAGGUAUGAAGACCUCUAUAAUUGUCAGAGUGAGCAGCAUAAAAGUGGAGGAACUGAGGAAGCAAAUUCUAUGGCAGCAUCUUCACAUUCGAGGAGGCAUACUCAUUCAAAGUCAGCAGCUGGAGAACAUACUUACAAAGAAAACAGUCAUUCGAAGUCACCCACAGAGCUUGAGUUUGUAGGUCAUGGUCCUGGAUCUCCACUUCCUUCCACAUCUUUGUUAUCUGCGAACAAUGGUCUUUCGACCCAGAAUUUCCCACCAGGACUUCACUGUAAAAACAGCAUGGUCCAGCAAAAGCCUACAGCAUAUGUCAGGCCUAUGGACGGUCAGGACCAGGUACCCAAUGACUCACCUGAACUGAAACCUCCGAUAGAAAUUGAGAGUGGAUAUGGAAAUCAGUCCUUUGGAACACUGCUGGAAGGAAAAGUGAACACACCUAGUUCGAAGAACAAAGUACCAAAGCUCAACAUUCCUCCUGUUACUGAA